Messenger RNA from Ixodes scapularis (black-legged tick), 1359 nucleotides. Its product is annotated as cytochrome P450 3A9-like. The record is from RefSeq and is a predicted model, not a curated record. Lineage: Eukaryota; Metazoa; Arthropoda; Arachnida; Ixodida; Ixodidae. Gene Ontology annotation, molecular function: oxidoreductase activity, acting on paired donors, with incorporation or reduction of molecular oxygen; iron ion binding; heme binding. The coding region runs from base 1 to 1359 and encodes 452 amino acids. The transcript has 8 exons.
AUGACAGCAGCUCGGGCGCACAAAAACGAAAGAACAGAGGCCAUUCCCGUUGCGAAAGCUGAUGUGAAGAGCUUUCUCUCUGGUGUCGCAAACCAGAUAACGGUAAAAAUCUGGGAGCAACCUGAGGGCCACCCUUAUCACCUGUACAACUUGGACCCCAAGCUUCAAAGAAGAAUCCCUUGGAGCACACCUCGAAACCAACUUUCAGUUUAUUUCAAACUUCGCCUUGGGGCCGCCCGGACUGGCCGCCAACGCUACAAGUACAAGCAGCGAGAUUCCCCAAACUGCGCGACUUGCCAUACCGAGGACACAAUCGAACAUGUACUCGUUAACUGCAAACGAUACGAGAAAGAGCGUGUGAUCCUCACUAAGGAACUGAAUCUUCUGGAUGACCAACCAAUGACCAUGCGAAAGCUAGGGGCCCGCGCGUCCCUGUGCUGCGACGAAUUCAUGGGCGUUCUGGAACCUCUGGAGGCUCGAGGCGAGGCGUUCGAAGUGGGCCGAAUCUUCCAGCAGCUCUCCACGGACAUGACGGUGCGCUCCCUUUUCGGCACUCAGACCCACCAGCAGCUGGGUCGAGAAGGAAUGGAAGUUGUUAGGCGGGAGCUUCGGAUUUUCAUCGACUCCCUGGUCAGCGACUGGCAAACAGUGAUCGUUGAUCUGGACAUUCAGAGGGCGAAGACACAGCCUAUCUUCAGUGACAAAGAAAUCCGAGCGAAUCUAUUCGCCACAUUAGUUGACGGGUUUGAGACCAUCAGCGCGGCAAUGACUUUUAUGGCUUACAUCUUGGCAAAACAUCAAGAUGUGCAAGAUAAGCUAAGAACUACAAUCAUUAAAGCCCUCGAUAAAAACGUGGAGUCCUACGUGGAGACUAUCCUCAGAAUUGAAUACUUGGACCAAGUGACGUUGGAGGCACUUCGGCUCUACCCUCCCGUGGCCGGAUUUAUCACGAGAACCUGCGAAAAAGACUAUCACUAUAAGGGUCUGAAGAUUCCUAGCGGGAUGACUAUUUUGAUUCCGGUGCACCAACUGCACUACGACCUCAACCUCUGGAACCAACCUGAAGCCUUUGACCCGGACAGAUUCAGCGCUUGUAACAAGAGAAUCUUGAACUCCGUGCAGUACCAAGCAUUCGGAAAUGGACCACGGCGCUGCAUGGGCAUGCGUUUUGCUCAGCUGGAAUUGAAGAUCGCAUUUGCCAAGAUCUUGGCAAACUACAGCUUGUUUCUCGACGAGAGGCACAUUGGGGAGGAUCAACUUAAACUGAAGACUUCGUUCAUCUUUGCCAAUCCUCGCGAUGGUGUUUGGAUCAAGCUCAAGAAGGUUUCCCGCCAGUCUUGCGACAACAAAGCAUCGUGA